Molecule: messenger RNA, 615 nt
Organism: Pneumocystis carinii B80
Lineage: Eukaryota; Fungi; Ascomycota; Pneumocystomycetes; Pneumocystales; Pneumocystaceae
Exons: 4
Coding region: 1-615 (204 amino acids)
Source: RefSeq, a predicted model, not a curated record
AUGUAUAUUAAUGGGCUUUUUAUUGUUGUUAAGAAGUGGAUAUUGUUUUUGUUAAUUUUUGUAUUAAGAACGGAUCUUAUGCUUUGGAAUUGUUCUAUUUAUUGUAUAAUGAUGCUUUUGAAGUCUUUUGAGGAGAUAGAACUUGUUGGAGUGGUUGCUAUGUUUGAUGUCAGUCAAAUGUUUUUUCUUAAUUGUAAGAAGAAGGGGCAGUUGGCCUUAUUUUCGUUAUUUUUUUAUGAAGAAAUGGAAAAAUCGGAUAUUUUUAUGCUUCAGUUGGUUAAUGGUAUUCAAGAUUCUUGUAGAGAUAUUGAUCUUAAAUUAGUUCAAUUUCUUAAAUUCGAGGAUUUUGAUGAAUCAGCUCAUUUAGCAUUGUCUUUUGCUGGCUAUUUAGUUUCUAUUGGAAAAUCAAUGACUUUACCUUGCUCAGAUACUGAUAAUUCUGAUAGAGAUAUUAAUAAAUUAACUGAAUUGAUAGAUAAAAUUAUCUUACAAGAACGUUUAAUGGAAAUAUUUAUUAUUAUAGAAGAAAUAUGCAAUUGCAGUGAAAAUACUAUUCAGGGUAUCUGUGAUGUACUUAAAUCUGGAUUCCUUGAAUAUUUUUUGGUUCCUUUUUAG